Molecule: messenger RNA, 2724 nt
Organism: Jaculus jaculus (lesser Egyptian jerboa)
Lineage: Eukaryota; Metazoa; Chordata; Mammalia; Rodentia; Dipodidae
Product: calcium-activated chloride channel regulator 1-like
Exons: 14
Coding region: 1-2724 (907 amino acids)
Biological process (GO): chloride transport
Molecular function (GO): intracellularly calcium-gated chloride channel activity
Source: RefSeq, a predicted model, not a curated record
AUGAUGCUCAGUCUGAAGGUUACUUUAUUCUUAACCUUGUACCUCUUGCAGGGGGUGAAAAGCUCAAUGAUCAAUUUGAACAACAAUGGAUAUGAUGGCAUGGUCAUUGCAAUUAACCCCAGUGUGUCAGAAGAUGAAAGACUCAUCCAAAAAAUAAAGGAAAUGAUAACUGAAGCUUCCACUUACCUGUUUGAGGCCACCAAACGAACAGUUUAUUUCAGGAAGGUCAGCAUUUUAAUCCCAAUGACCUGGAAGUCAAAACCUGAGUACUCACUUCCAAAACAAGAAUCCUAUGACCAAGCAGACGUCAUAGUUGCUGAGCCUUAUGUGAAGUAUGGAGAUGACCCCUAUACACUGCAAUAUGGACAAUGUGGAGAGAAAGGACAGUACAUACAUUUCACUCCAAACUUCCUACUGAGUAAUAACUUACCUAUCUAUGGACCCCGAGGCAGAGUGUUUGCUCAUGAGUGGGCCCAUCUCCGGUGGGGGGUGUUUGAUGAGUAUAACUUGGACCAGCCCUUCUACAUGUCCUCAAAGAACACCAUAGAAGCAACAAGAUGUUCCACGAAUAUUACUGGCAGAAAUGUGGUCAAUGAAUGCCAAGGAGGCAGCUGUAUAACACGGUCAUGCAGACAUGAUUCCAAAACAGGACUUUUUGAAGCCAAGUGUACAUUUAUCCCAGACAAAUCCCAGAUUGCCAAAGACUCCAUAAUGUUCAUGCAAAGUUUUGAUUCUGUGACUGAAUUCUGCACAAAGGAAACACACAACACGGAAGCUCCAAACCUGCAAAACAAAAUGUGCAACCACAGAAGCACGUGGGACGUGAUCGUGGAGUCUGCGGAUUUUCAGGGUGCCUCUCCCAUGGCAGGGGCCAAAGCGCCGCCCCCUCCGACGUUUUCACUGCUCAGGUCCCGGCCACGAGUAGUCUGCCUGGUACUAGAUAAAUCUGGAAGCAUGGGCUCAGAUCAACGUCUCAUUCGAAUGAACCAAGCAGCAGAACUGUACUUAAUUCAAAUCAUUGAAAUGGGAUCUUUGGUUGGGAUGGUCACAUUUGAUAGUACCGCUACCAUCAAAGCUAAUCUAGUAAGAAUAAUUGAUGACAGUGCCUACCUAAAGAUCACUGCAAAUCUGCCUCAACAAGCUGAUGGUGGGACUUCAAUUUGCAGCGGACUCAAAACAGGAUUCCAGGCAAUUACUUCCAGUAACCAGAGUACGUCUGGUUCUGAAAUCGUAUUACUAACAGAUGGGGAAGAUAGUGGUAUAAGGUCAUGCUUUGAGAUGGUUAAACAAAGUGGUGCCGUCAUUCACACCAUUGCUCUGGGACCUGAUGCUGCCCAAGACCUGGAAGUCUUGUCAAACAUGACAGGAGGACAUCGUUUCUCUGUUAUUAAAGACAUAAAUGGCCUUACUGAUGCUUUUAGCAGGAUUUCAUCUAGAAGUGGCAACAUCUCUCAGCAGGCUCUUCAGUUGGAGAGUAAAGCCUUGAAUAUCUCAGGGAAGGAAUGGAUAAAUGGGACAGUGCCUGUGGACAGUACCAUUGGCAAUGACACUUUCUUUGUUGUUACCUGGACAACACCACCAAGCCCAGAAAUUAUUCUUCAAGAUCCAAAAGGAAAAAUUUAUAAAACUUCAGAUUUCAAAGUAGAUCAGCUAAACAUUCAGUCAGCUCGACUUCGAAUACCAGGCAUUGCAGAGACAGGUACUUGGACUUACAGCAUUGAAAACAAAGGUCUCAAACCUCAGUUGCUAACACUGACAGUGACCACUCGAGCAAGAAGUCCUUCCACCCUCCCUGUGAUCACAACUGCACACAUGAGUCAAAGUGCAGCACAUUACCCCAGCAAAAUGAUUGUUUAUGCACGAGUCAGCCAAGGGUUUUUGCCUGUCCUGGGAGUCAAUGUAACAGCCAUUAUAGAAACCGAAGACGGUCAUCAAGUCACCUUGGAGCUCUGGGACAACGGCGUAGGUGCUGACACAGUCAAACACGACGGCAUCUACUCAAGAUAUUUCACAGAUUACCAUGGGAAUGGUAGAUACAGCUUAAAAGUGCAUGCCCAGGCAAGAAAAAGCUCAGCUAAACUAAGUGUAAGGCAACAACCAAACAAGUCGCUUUAUAUACCUGGCUAUGUUGAAAAUGGUGUAAUUACGCUGAAUCCACCCAGACCUGAAGCUCCCCAGGAAGAGGGGGAAGUGCAGCUGGAAGACUUCAGCCGCACCGCUUCCGGCGGGUCGUUCACCGUGUCUGGAGCGCCCCCUAAUGUCCGUCCCGCUCAUGACUUCCCACCCAGUAAAAUCACAGACCUUGAGGCUGGGUUUAAAGGAGACUAUAUUCAACUAACGUGGACUGCCCCUGGCAGUGUCCUGGACAAAGGGAGAGCUGAUAGCUACGUUAUCAGAAUAAGUAAGAAUUUCCUGGCUCUCCAAAAAGAUUUUCACAAUGCUUCAGUAGUGAACACAUCUAGUCUGAUACCUAAAGAGUCUGGAUCAAAAGAAAAUUUUGAAUUCAAACCAGAAAUUUUCAAAACAGAAAAUGGCACAAACGUCUACAUCAUAAUUCAAGCCAUCAAUGAGGCCAAUCUCACUUCAGAGGUCUCCAACAUUGCACAGGCGACCAAGUUCAUUCCUCCACCUCCACAAGAACCCAGCAUUCCUGAUCUGUGCACCCAUGUCUCUGCAGUCAGUUUGACAAUUUUGGGAGUACUUGUGGUUUUAGCCAUAUUUUAA